AUGGUGCGCGAGAAGGCACAAGUCACGAUGGGCUCAACUACAAUGGACAUGCUGGAGGACGAAGUGGUGAAGGCGCAGGACAGGCGAUGGAGGCUCAGGCUGCGCAACCCGUGGGCUUGCUCAGCAUACACCCUGGUCACCACAGCACUUGGCUUUGCUGCGUUUUUCCUCAUGCUGCAGUCAUUUCUGACCAAGCAACUGGACACCAAAGGCUGUGAAAUGGUCUAUAUGCGCCCGAUGUACUCCAAAUUCGACGACUUCGAUACCGAGCACACACGAUUCGCCAGCAAAUACUCGUUAUACCUAUAUCGGGAGUGGGGGAUUGAUGAGGAGUUCACGGUCAAAGGAGCUCCUGUCCUGUUCAUACCAGGGAACGCCGGCAGCUACAAGCAAGUACGAUCGCUCGCCGCUGAGUCCGCAUACCACUACCACAACUCCGUCCAGCAUGAGUCGAAUGCUGGGAAAGGAGAAAGAAGGCCGCUGGACUUCUUUGCGGUCGACUUCAACGAGGACUUUACUGCUUUUCAUGGCCAAACAGUGUUAGACCAAGCUGAAUAUCUCAACGAUGCCAUUACAUUCAUCUUAUCUCUAUAUCACACCCCAGGUCGCUCCCGACGCGAUCCACACCUACCAGACCCAACAUCUGUCAUCAUCGUAGGUCAUUCGAUGGGCGGCGUUGUCGCUCGGACUCUGUUCACGAUGCCGAACUAUCAAGCGAACUCUAUCAACACAAUUGUCACGAUUGCGGCGCCGCACGCUAGGCCCCCUGUUUCCUUUGAUGGCGAUAUUGUUCGCACUCAGAAUGCAGUCAACAGCUACUGGCGGAGUGCAUAUGCACAAGACUCAGCCAAGGAUAAUCCGCUACAGCACGUCACUCUUGUGUCAAUUGCAGGUGGCGGACUGGAUAACAUAGUCUCAUCGGACUAUGCAAGCAUCGCAUCUAUAGUUCCAGAGACACACGGCUUCACCGUAUUUUCGUCCUCCAUCCCCAACUGCUGGACUGGUGCAGAUCAUCUUGCAAUCACUUGGUGUGACCAAGUCCGCAAGAGCAUCGUACGGGCACUAUACGAUGUAGUAGACGUAUCACAAGCAAUGCAGACGCUCCCCGUUACAAACCGUAUGCGAUUCUUCAAGAAGUGGUUCCUCACCGGACUUGAGGACAUUGCAGAGAAGACACUACCAAUGACCACAGAGGCCACCUUGUUGACUGUGGAUGUUGAUACCGCGAUAUUACCGCAGGAAGAACAACUCGUUCUGAGGAGCUUGGGGCGGUCUUCUCCGAAUAUAAAAGCCUUCUUGCUUCCAGUACCGCCACGGGACCGUGGCGAGAAGAUCUUCACAUUACUGACUAAUGAGCGGCUGGACGGACCAGGUGAGCAUGGCAGACUAGAAGUUCUCUUCUGCAGCAUGUCCUCAGCACAAUCUACACAGUCCUAUCUGACACACCUGGACUUUGCUGGUGAAAGUCCAACCGCGACGAAAUUGGCUUGCAAGAAUGCUGCAUCCGAUGUCAUCAUCCUUCCCGAGUCUACCAGUCAUUCGAAUUUUCCUUUCAGACCGGAUCAAGCGCCAUUCUCGUAUUUGCAGUAUGACGUGCGCGACCUGGCACAGCACCAAUUCGUCGCCGUGCUCGAUAAGGUUGCCCAUCACAGUGCAGGGUGGGUCGUUGCAGCCUUCAGUGCCAGUUCCGAGGCCACGGUUAAGGUCAACCCGAGUUUACAACGUCUACUUUACACUGGAAUCUCCUUGCAAUUACCGCCUCGUCGCCCUCUGACAACAGAGAUCAGCAUUCCCGCGUUACACUCGAGUCUACUGGCGUACGACGUACACAUCAGCAGACAAAAAUGCAGUCAAGGCGAGCUCUUCGCUCCGCUGCUACGACAAUACAUCUCCGACCUGUACGAAAGCAAAUUUUUCGUCAACGUCGAAGAUGCAAUGAUCAACGUGCAUGGGCGUGGUCGCCCUACUUGCCGAGCCGCGCUCUCCUCAAAGAGCCCUUCGAACGGUCUUUCAUUGCAGAUAUGGGCCGACCCAACGUGCGAUAGCAGCAUUGAUGUUACCCUUAAAGUGGACUUCCUUGGCAGCUUGGGAAAGCUCUGGAUGCGCUACCGAAUCGUCUUCGCAGCUUUCCCGCUCCUCGUCGUUGCCUUGGUCUUAUGCCAGCAAUUCCGCACAUACGAUGCAACUGGAGUUUUCAUAAGCUUUGCGCAAAGUCUCAACGAGUGUAUGUAUUCAUCGUUGCCACUUGCAAUCACGGCUUUGACCUUUUUGUCCAUCACCUUGGCUACUGCUCAGAUGCAGUCUAAGAAGCUGCAAGCGUUGGGUGGGCCGGCAUCAAUCAUCGGCGCAUUCUUCGAUAACGACAACGAGUUGCUACUCGGGUCAGAAGAUCCUUUCUUCUGGUUCUUGGUCCCGCUCUUCGGCAUCAUGUGCACCGCCAUUUGCGUCAUGGUAAAUUACGUUGUACUGAUCCUGACCUAUCUCUUCGCAACACUCUACGCUCUCGUCAGAUCAAACCGACUCCUAGAUGCAUCAGGCCAACGAACGCCCGAUGCUUUCGCCGUCACAUCCACCCGCCGCCGCAUCAUCAACACACUCAUCCUGUUAUCUCUCAUCUCAACGGCAAUACCAUACCAUUUCGCAUACGUCGUACUCUGCAUCGUCCAGCUUGCAACAUGCAUCCGCGGCUUCCGCCUCGCCAAGGAAGCACAACUCGACACCAACUACAACUUCUACAACUACGCGCAUUCAAUAUUCAUCCUGAUGCUGUGGAUCCUGCCAAUCAAUCUCCCAGUCCUAGUCGUCUGGAUUCGCAACCUUGCCAUCCAGUGGUUGACGCCGUUCUCCUCGCACCACAAUGUGUUAUCAAUCACGCCGUUUAUAUUGCUUGUGGAGACACUUAGCACGGGGCGCAUGGUUCCUCGAGUUCGACCGGGCAUAUCACUGUUCACGAAUGUUUUUCUCUUCGCUAUUGGGGCGUAUGCGGCGGUUUAUGGCGUCACGUAUGCGUAUGUCCUGCAUCACCUGGCGAAUAUUCUGUGUGCGUGGCUUGUGGCCAUUCACUUCGACACUUUGGGUCUUGCGUUCGAGGAUAGUAGCAAAGGGGUGGCGGUGGUGGGAGGUAGGAGUGAGGGGAAGAAGAGGCCUUGA
Molecule: messenger RNA, 3150 nt
Organism: Parastagonospora nodorum SN15
Lineage: Eukaryota; Fungi; Ascomycota; Dothideomycetes; Pleosporales; Phaeosphaeriaceae
Exons: 1
Coding region: 1-3150 (1049 amino acids)
Biological process (GO): endoplasmic reticulum to Golgi vesicle-mediated transport; GPI anchor metabolic process
Cellular component (GO): endoplasmic reticulum
Molecular function (GO): phosphatidylinositol deacylase activity
Source: RefSeq, a predicted model, not a curated record